Varanus komodoensis (Komodo dragon) is the source of this 3067-nucleotide messenger RNA. RefSeq names its product interleukin 27 receptor subunit alpha (gene IL27RA). Gene Ontology annotation, cellular component: interleukin-23 receptor complex; external side of plasma membrane; interleukin-12 receptor complex. Gene Ontology annotation, molecular function: interleukin-23 binding; cytokine receptor activity; interleukin-12 receptor binding. Bases 287 to 2371 code for a protein of 694 amino acids. The record is from RefSeq and is a predicted model, not a curated record. Gene Ontology annotation, biological process: positive regulation of activated T cell proliferation; cytokine-mediated signaling pathway. The transcript has 15 exons. NCBI's taxonomy places the organism in Eukaryota, Metazoa, Chordata, Lepidosauria, Squamata, Varanidae.
ACGCGCGUGAGUCACAGCCAUUUCCUCCGCCGCGGAAAAUCCCCACAGCAUUCCUCAGGAUUGUCCGCUCCCUUCCCUCUCGAAACGAGCGGGAGGGAGCCAAGCAGGCUGCUCUUCUCUAUGCUGCUAUGAGCUGCUAUGAGCACAAGAAAAGGCGGACGGAAGACAGGGGCCUUUUCCUGCGGAGGUAGCUCGCCCCGGCUGCUAGCACGCCCCCCGCAGGGCUGCCUCCGGCGCUGCGCGGCAGCGACGGCGGCGCGGCUCCGUUAGUGCCGACUGCUGGCGGAUGCGGGGCGCGGACUGGGUGACACCGGACCGAGGCACUUCUUCAUUCGGUCUAGCAGAACCGGGGAGCCGCUUGGCCCCGCUGACGCCUGCGGGGGACACCGAGGAAGGCGCAAGUCUGCGAGGGAUCGAGCGCUGGCAGCUCAUGGAAGGAAGCAGGCCGAGGUCGUGGGGCACAACUGGAACCUUGAGGUGCAGGUGGAAUGCAGCAUGGCUACUGCUUCUGGCAUUAAUGGCCUUGGGACUGAAAGAAGAUGAUCCAGAUGUCGCUGUGAAUCUGCAAUGUUAUUGGUCAAAAGUGCCCAGCGUUAUGAACUGCAGCUGGUCCAUUCGGGACCUUCCAGGUGUUCACACCAUCUGUAUACUCCACUACGAGAGCCUAAAAUUCCAUCCUAAACAGAGUUAUUCAGAGAAGUCUCAGAGUGAAGAGAACUGGUUGCUGAUUGCACGAAACAAGCUGAGGAAGGGCGACACGUACAGCAUCUGGUUGGAAGUUCAAACUGCAGGGAGGACUGUCACGUCCAAUAAAAUAACUGUCAGCCUGGAUGAGAUCGUGAAACCCCCUCCACCAGAUGUGGACCUCGUGGACCCCACGGAGUGUGAUUCCUCUGGGGCUAGAAUAACCUGGAAGACGCCUAAUUCAUCUGAACCUCUCACCUGUGCCCUUCGGUACAAGGUCUCCAAAGACCAAGACUGGACCUAUCUGCAUCAGGAUGAGGUAGGCCAGGAGGGCCACUACCUUGAGAACUUGAAGCCAUUCACGUCCUAUGAGGUGCAGGCACGAUGCUUCCAAAACGAAGGUUUUUGGAGUGAAUGGAGCUCUGCCCGAACCUUCCGAACUCUUGAGGCUGCUCCACUGGGUCAGGUCGAUGUGUGGCAAGCAGUUGACGCCUCGGACAGUCAGAAACGGCUCCUGCUGUGGAAGGCACUGGACUCAGAGGCAGCUCAGGGAAAAAUACUCGAUUACGAAGUGAGCUACCAGAACCAUGGGCAAAACAUCACCAAGGGCACGUGGCCUUGCUGCAGAGCUGUCCUCCCUUCCACUGCUGGCUAUGCCUGGAUCUCGGCACGCAACUCUGUGAAGCAGACGCAGGUGGCCAAUCUCAGCCUGGAGCAAUCAGCACUGCCUGGGCCAGAGGACGUCCAGGUGCAGGCUUUAGAAGACAGAGGUUUCCGUGUGACGUGGAAGCCUAGCGCAAGCCCUCUGUGGGUGCAGCCUGAGGAGUACGUGGUUGAGUGGAGAGAAGAGCUACCCAGCACGAAUGAGGCGUUGGACUGGACACGCGUGCCUGGGAGCAGCGGCAGCACCUUGCUGAUCGGUCACUUUAAGCCGAAGCUGCCAUAUCUUGUGCGUGUUUAUGCUCUGCAUUCUCAUGGGAACAGCGCUUCAGCCCCAACACGAGCCUACUUCAAGGAAGAAGCACCAUCAAACAGCCCUCAGGCACUAAGGGACAGAAGAAUCUCCUCUGCAGUCUGUAAUGUCUCCUGGGAGGAGAUUCCCUUAGUGGAUCGCAAUGGGCACAUAACCCACUACACGCUCUACUUGAAGCAACAGGACUCUGUGACCAGCAAGCUGCAUAAGACCAUAGUUGCAGCUACAGAGAAGAGCCACCAGUUCACGGACCUGACUCCUGGGACCACCUACCAGUUUUGCAUGACUGGCUCCACCUCAGCUGGGGAAGGCCGGGCCAGCCCAGAGCAUCACUUCCACAUGCCAGGUGCCCAUUGGCAGUACAUCAUGACAGUAACACUGGUGAUGGGAUGCCUGUUAAUUAUGGCUUCGGUCGUGGGGCUUAUUAAGUACAGACGGGUCAUUGGUGUCUGCCAUAAGAUUCUGGCUCAGUGUGGCUUGGGGAGAAUUCCAGAUCCUGGGCACAGUGCUGUUUUCCAGAAGACAGAGGGACAAAACAUUGUGCUUGGCAUGAAUAUCCCGAGCCUGAGCUCAGCCCCAUACUCAGAAGGGAUGGACUUUAUUGAGAUAAAGGAGUCAACACUGCCACUGACGACAACCCCUGCUCCACCGAUGUUCAGCGGCUAUGAAAAGCGCUUCAUGCCUACUCAGGAGGAGUUGCAGAAGCUGGCUUGAGCGGGAAAAGAACAACUGUUUGACCUCUGGUGGCAACUUGGGUGUUAGCCCAAGCCCAGCUGAAGCAUGUCGUGGCCUUGUCGGCCUUGGGGGAGGCUUCCAAAGUGCAUUGUGCCAUAUUCUUUAGCCUCCAAUGAGCCUUAUGAUGAAACGGUGGGGUGUGCAGCCACAGCCAGGUGUUCUGCAGGGUGGCACCUCUGAGCUCAGAACCGCCACGGAGGAGACCAAGGCCAGAGGCAGGAAGGAAUGGGCCGGAUGUCUCUAGGGGGCAUCACCCCACCCUGUACCACCUCAGGAACAUGGCUGUCCUGGUGAGCUGUCGUGCUGCUGCUGCCUGUGUUCAGCCUUUCCUCACAGAGCCAGCCUUGGCCGUCAUCAGCCUGUUCCCUAUAUGCUGGAGCCACAAGGGCAGUGUCAAGGUGGCCACUGCUUCCUGUGCCGGGGCUCCUAGACCUCAGGGACGUUCCUUCGUACUCCUUUUGCACAGCUGCUGCUGCAAAGAAACUCUUGAUUGCUGUGGUUCUGAGACAGCAAAAUUACCUCAUGGCUGAGCAAAGGAAAUCUUGCUCUUUGAUUUCUGCGGAGAAGGACUGUAAAACUGCUUUUCUGAAGUGGUGCUGGUUCCUCUGCUCAAGGAGUUUUAGUCCUUGUGAGCUUUUUGUAAGGUUUUCAAGAUAAAUUUUGUUUGUUUCUAAA